Messenger RNA from Melospiza georgiana, 4036 nucleotides. RefSeq names its product Ras and Rab interactor 2 (gene RIN2). Gene Ontology annotation, biological process: vesicle-mediated transport; signal transduction. Gene Ontology annotation, cellular component: endocytic vesicle; cytosol. Lineage: Eukaryota; Metazoa; Chordata; Aves; Passeriformes; Passerellidae. The transcript is spliced from 13 exons. Bases 130 to 2940 code for a protein of 936 amino acids. Gene Ontology annotation, molecular function: small GTPase binding; guanyl-nucleotide exchange factor activity. The record is from RefSeq and is a predicted model, not a curated record.
GGCCGGCCGGGGCGGCUCCGACUGCGCUGGCCGGCGCUGCCGCCGACGCGCGGGAGGCGAGGUGAGGCGAACCGAGCCCAGCUGAGUUGAUGAGGAGCGAGCAGAGCAGAAUUUCCACCAGGUAUUUCCAUGACGGCAGAUGCCCCCGGGGAUGAGCAGGACAGUGCUGGCCGGAGCCCUUUCUCUCUCCCUUUCUCAGAGGAUAGCUUGGGGUUACAGGAGAUCAAGGCAUACAGUGGAGUCUUCUCAGGGAAGAUGUCGUCUUUGACCAUGAGAAGCCGUUGUGUGGACAAAAGAGGAAGUUUCUUUAAGCUCAUUGACACAAUUGCCUCAGAAAUCGGAGAACUGAAACAGGAGAUGGUACAGACAGAUCCCCCAGUGGAAGAUGAAUCUACUGAUUGGCAAAGUCUAAUCAAGGAUAUGGAUAAUAUCUCUCCUGAAAAAAAUGAUGUCAAAAGCUGCCCCCGGGACUCUGGAUACGACAGCCUAUCCAACAAGCUGAGCAUAUUGGACAAGCUCCUCCAUACCCACUCUGUGUGGCUGCAGCUUGGUCUGAACGAUGCUGAAGCCUUGGAAAUUUUGCAGACACAGCCUCCUGGGAUAUUUCUGGUUAGGAAGUCUGCAAGGCUGCAGAGGAAAGUCAUCUCUCUGCGUGUGUCCAGUGACUGUGGGUCCUGCCUGAAAGAAUUUGCCAUAAAGGAAAGUACAUACACAUUUUCCUUGGAAGGGUCUGCAAUAAGUUUUGCUGAUUUGUUCAGACUCAUUGCUUUCUACUGUAUUAGCAGGGAUGUCCUUCCAUUCACACUGAAGUUGCCUCAUGCAAUUUCUGCAGCAAAGACAGAAGCUGAACUUGAAGAGAUUGCUCAGCUUGGACUGAACUUUUGGAGCUCCCUGGCUAACAGCAAACCCCCGGAUCCUUCACCUCCCUGUAGGCCUGUGCCUUUGGACAGUGCUCGCAAAGACUCGCGCCAGCUCUGCCUUAUAAAUGGAGUGCAUUCUAUACGAACCAGAACGCCCUCGGAGCUGGAGUGCAGCCAGACCAACGGAGCGCUGUGUUUCAUUAAUCCCCUCUUCUUAAAAGUGCACAGCCAGGAUGUCAGUGGAAGUCUGAAAAGGCAGAGCCCCAGAACUCCAGACGUGAAUGGCACAGCGAGGGCUCGCUCCCCCCCGCCCCGGCCGCCACCUCCUGCUAUUAAUAGCACCCUGACGAGCCCGCAGAUUUCCAGGACUAUAAAGCAGGCGAGCAUGCCAGAAACACUCAGCCACAAGAAGGAGAGGGGCUCGGAUUUGCUGCAGAACAAGCCCACCCCGAUUCCGCCUCCUCGGCUGAAGAAGCAGGCGCUGUGCUCCGAGGCAGACGGGGCCUCCAGGAGCGCGGCCGCGCUCCGGCCCCGCGCCUCCGCGUGCCUGCCCGAGGCGGCCCCGGCUGCUCCUCCGCGUGAAUCCCCGCCAGCCCUGCCCCAGCCGGCUCCAGCGGCUCCCAAAAAGACUCCGGCUGCCAUCUCUGAGUCACACAUCCCGUGGAAUGGAGGCCGGCAGAGACUGAGCGACAUGAGCAUUUCCACCUCCUCGUCCGACUCGCUGGACUUCGAUCGGAGCAUGCCGCUUUUCGGCUAUGAGGGGGACACCAACAGCAGCCUGGAGGACUUUGAGGGGGAGAGUGACCAGGAGAGCAUGGCACCCCCUCUAAAGCCCAAGAAGAAAAGAAGCAGUUCGUUCGUUCUCCCCAAGAUUGUGAAAUCUCAGCUACGGAAAGUCAGUGGAGUUUUCAGUUCCUUCAUGACCCCCGAGAAGAGGAUGAUUAAGAAAAUUGCAGAGUUGUCCCGGGACAAACGUACCUAUUUUGGAUGCUUAGUGCAGGACUAUGUCAGCUUUCUGCAAGAAAACAAGGAGUGCCAUGUUUCCAGCACUGACAUGCUGCAAACAAUUCGUCAGUUCAUGACCCAAGUCAAGAACUACUUGUCCCAAAGCUCUGAACUCGAUCCCCCAAUCGAAUCACUGAUUCCUGAAGACCAAAUAGAUGUUGUGCUGGAGAAGGCCAUGCAUAAGUGCAUUCUGAAGCCUCUGAAGGGUCACAUUGAAGCGAUGUUGAAAGAGUUUCAUACCACAGAUGGUUCCUGGAAACAACUGAAGGAAAACCUGCAGCUGGUGAGGCAGAGGAAUCCUCAGGAACUGGGUGUGUUUGUCCCAACACCAGACUUUGUGGACGUUGAAAAGAUUAAAGUCAAGUUCAUGACUAUGCAGAAGAUGUAUUCACCUGAGAAGAAAGUCAUGCUGCUGCUGAGAGUUUGCAAAUUGAUUUACACUGUUAUGGAGAAUAACUCAGGGAGGCUGUAUGGAGCUGAUGACUUCUUGCCUGUGUUGACAUAUGUGCUAGCCCAGUGUGAUAUGCUGGAGCUGGAUACUGAAAUCGAGUACAUGAUGGAGCUGUUGGAUCCGUCCUUGCUGCAUGGAGAAGGGGGCUAUUACUUGACCAGUGCUUAUGGAGCACUUUCACUGAUCAAGAACUUCCAGGAGGAACAAGCUGCCCAGCUGCUCAGCUCAGAGGCCAGGGACACGCUCCGGCAGUGGCACAAGAGGAGGACAACAAACAGGACAAUACCUUCAGUUGAUGAUUUUCAGAACUACCUUCGUGUUGCAUUCCAGGAGGUUACCAGCGGCUGUACAGGAAAGACUUUGCUAGUAAGGCCUUACAUCACUACCGAAGAUGUCUGUCAGCUUUGUGCUGAGAAGUUUAAAGUGGCAAAUCCAGAAGAAUACAGGCUGUUUCUUUUUAUUGAUGACACCUGGCAACAACUGACAGAGGAUACCUACCCUCAGAAAAUCAAGGCAGAGUUGCACAGCCGUCCUCUGCCCCAGGUUUUUCACUUUGUCUACAAGCGCCUUAACAGCGACCCAUAUGGGGCCAUUCUUCAGAACAGCCACGACUCGGCUGCUUAGAACCAGCAACCUGCCAUUUUUAUAUCUGUUCCUUGGUAAUUGUUACAAACAUCUUUGUUGGCUGCCUUCCUUAGGAGCUAAAACAUGCCUUAAACCUAAAGUGCCUGGUGAAACACGUGCUGACAGUUGUGAUGUCGCUUACAGGACCCAGGGGCACUGUGCACGUGGCCAGCUAUGCAGAAUAUUCCACCAGCAUGUCUUGAGGAGACAGCCCAUGAGCCUGCAUUUCCUGUACCAUGGGCUCUUUUGCAGCAUAUUCUACUGUGGCCUUUCACAGGUCUUGGCUGUAGUGUGCAAAAUAUGAUUUUCUUCCACUCCUUGUUUCCCCAGCUGUCACUUGCAUUUGAAUCCGAGUGCGUCCGUGGGCUGGGGUGAGCUCAGUUCUGCCAGCAGGAGUUUGACAAGACUGUCCGAUGCAGGGCAUCAGUUCACUCAGCAUUACCUGGAUGGUUGCAUCCUUGUCUAAUUUUUUUGAUUACAGAAAAUUUUCAUGUUUAUAUAUAUAUAUAUAUAUAUAUAUAUAUAAAAUAGAUAUUUUAUAGCAGUUGCAGGUAAACUGUCAGGGUUGGUUUUUGAAAUAUUUUUUUAACUAAAAUAUUCUAUAAUUAUGCAUGUGAUUUUUAACAUUUAAUACACAAGAAUAAAUCUCUUGCUGGUUUUAGAGUCUUGCAUUGAUAGUCUGUGUGGUUUCUCUUCUUCACCUGUUCCAGGAGAAUUCUUAGGAAACCUCUGUACCCUUGAGGCAGUUUUGCUGUCUGUUCUCAGUUGUCUUCUGAAAAUCAGACCAUUUUAUUCAUUGUGCUGUGCAAAACAUGUCUGAGCCUCUCAUCACAUUCAUUCUGAGCACACUGUGUGUUUGACCCUCUGUCCUUCUCCAUGCCUCACUCAUGUUCCUCUUUUAUUCUGUGUGGUGCUUUCCAUGCCAUUCUUUCCACUGGAUACUUGUGAGCCAUUCCCUGUCCCUGUUCUUUUUUAAUCCCUCUCUGUAAUGCUGCCCAUCCCAGUCUGGUAUUCUUUGGAUGGUUGUUUUUUUAUUUUGAGGGUUUUUUGUUGGGGUGUUCUUGAUUUGGGUUUUGUUUCUUUGGGUUUUUGUUUU